GCGCGCGCGCAGGCGCAGGAGCGCCGCCAGGUGCGGAGGCGGAGGCCGCCGCGGGUGGGGGAAGGGCGGGGGGAGCCGCCCUCCCUUCUCCGCCCCGCCGUGGGCUCCUUGUUUCUCUAGGGCUCCUCCGCUGCUAAGGUAGCCUCUGCCCUUGCCGCCGUCAUUUCUCCCAGGUGUCCCCACGGAUCCCGCUCCGCUUCCUGUAGCAUUCUUGGUUCCCGCUAACUUGCGGGCCAGCUUGCACUGCACUAGAUGGUGCGGAUGCAGAGGUAAAUCAACAUGAUUAAUGCCUUAAAAGCCGCUGUCUUGGAAUCGGUGACAGAUCUAAAGUCAAAUAAAUUAGAGGUCAGUGAUACUCAGAGGGACGAGGUCACUGCUGCCGCGAAGCUAAGGGCAGGGAAGGUCAGGAAGACUUCCUAGUGGAGGCGGCAGCUGAUCUGGGUUGGAAAGGGAACAAGAAUUCAUCAGACUGAAAGAGGAAUUUCAGUCCGUGGAAACAGCAUGUGCAAGAGCCCGGAGAAAUUAUUGGCUUAUCAGUGGUGUGAAAAUCAGAGGCGUGGAUGCAGUGUUCGUGGAAGUGUGCGUAAGCGUCAGCACGAUGUCUUCCUCCAACCCUGAGGAUACCCCCCGAGAGCCUGAGUCUGAGCCUGAACCCUCAACCUCCAAGCAGAAACAGAGGGGAAAGCGGCCACAGCAAGCGGCCAGCGUCCACGCCCUCACCAGGGCUGGCCACGGGGCGCUCCUGGCUGGCCGGAACCACGAAGCCCUGACCAGCUUCCAGAGGGCCUUCGUCCUGGCCUCGGAGGCCCCGCAAACUCGCGACACCCCUGUUCUCCGGGCCUGUGCCUUCAACCUGGGGGCUGCCUACGUGGAGACCGGGGACCCAGCCCGGGGCCUCGAGCUGCUCCUGAGAGCCCGACCUGAGGAGAAGGCGCAGGGCAGGCAUCAUGGUGACCAGUGUUUCAACGUGGCUUUGGCCUACCACGCCCUGGGCGACCUGCCUCAAGCUUUGGCCUGGUACCACAGGGCCCUGGGUCACUACCAGCCACUAGGCGACCAUGGGCAAGUCCAGGCAAAAAUGGGAGCCUGCUACCAGGCUCUGGGACAGCCUGAGCUGGCAGCCCACUGUCUGCAGGAGGCAAGCCGGGCCUACGCCCAAGCAGGGCAGCCCCAGGCUGCGGCCUUGGCCUUGGGGGCUGCGGCGGGGUGUAUGCUGAAGAGCGGGCGGCAUGGGGUGGGCGCGGUGACGCGGGUGCUGGAGGAGAGCCGGAGGCUCGCUGAGAGGAGCCCUGAGCACAGACUGCUGGGGCAUCUCUAUAACGACCUAGGCCUGAGCUACUGCCAGCUCCAGCUGUUCCCGCUUGCAGCGGAGGCCUUCCUGCGGGCCCUGCCCCUGUGUCGCGGGCCGGGAGAGGAGGCCACGGUGCUGAGAAACCUCGGGACGGCCCACAGUGCCCUCGGCAACUACCGGCAAGCCCGGGAGUGUCACCAGAAGGCUGCUGACCUGCAUGGCUCUGGGGGGCAGCGGCGGGAGCAGGGCCGGAGCUUUGGCAGCCUGGCAUUUGUACUGAGCCAGCUGGGGGACCACAGGGCGGCCAGAGACAACUACCUACACGCCCUGCAGGCGGCCCGGGACACUGGGGACACGAAGGGCCAGUGGCAGGCCUGCGAGGGGCUGGGGGCUGCCGCAGCCAGACUGGGGCAGCACGACCAGGCCUUGACGUACUAUAAGGAGGCGCUGGCUCAGAGUCAGGUGAGACCCCGCGCCCCGGAAUCUAACUCUCCCUGCUCCCCUCCUCUGCUGACACUCCUGCCUUCGCCUUGUCUCCCCCACCACUCGUCACCCACCAGACACACUGGGCACAGUGUGCCAGGCCCCGGGACACUGCUGGCAGGAGGGGUUCGUCUGUCCACAACUGUGCACAGGCGGUGACAGGAUCCCGGCAAAGGCCCCGGGCUGCGGUAGAAGAGAAGGAAGACGAGCCCCCCCUUCCCUCCUCCGCCUCCUGUCUCUUUCCUCCCCAAUCCCCAGAGGACCCCCACCACCCCCCGUUAUCCAC
Molecule: messenger RNA, 2060 nt
Organism: Herpailurus yagouaroundi (jaguarundi)
Lineage: Eukaryota; Metazoa; Chordata; Mammalia; Carnivora; Felidae
Gene: TTC24
Product: tetratricopeptide repeat domain 24
Exons: 6
Coding region: 599-1933 (444 amino acids)
Molecular function (GO): protein binding
Source: RefSeq, a predicted model, not a curated record